CUAUAUGUAAUCGUUCAACGUGCCGCAUAUCCCUCAGCAAGCGAACUUAUUUAACUAAAUAUAAGAUCACCGCUUGUACACGCCGCGAGUUUUUGACUCAAUAAUUGACCAUCAGAUAUGAAUUGACAAGCCGUAUUGACAGAACUUUUGCCAAACGUGUAUCUUCGAUCCGUCUCGAUCUACGAUCGCGUUACGAGUGCAAUAGGCAGGAAUGGAGUUCGGAGUAGGUAAUGUUGCCCAAAUAUCAGCAGAACUUGCUCAAGUAGUGGAGGUGAUGAUGUCACCAAAUGUUCCACAACAGCAACGUUUGGAAGUAUAUAAUGCUUGUGAACGAUUUAAGGAAUCUUCUCCUUUAUGUGCACAAUGUGGAUUAUAUCUAGCUCAGAGAGCUCCAAAUAGAAGUUCAGUGGUUAGGCAUUUCGGAUUACAACUUAUGGAACAUUACAUUAAAUAUAGAUGGACGCAAAUAUCUCAAUCAGAAAAAAUAUUUAUAAAGGAGAAUGCAAUGAAAUUACUUCAAGAAGGUACAGAACCAUUAUUACAAGAGGAAGCUCAUAUUAAAGAUGCACUAUCUCGUGUUGUGGUAGAAAUGAUAAAGAGGGAAUGGCCACAACAAUGGCCUACAUUGCUUGCUGAACUUAGUCAAGCUUGUACAAGGGGUGAAAGUCAAACUGAAUUAGUUCUUCUGGUGUUUUUGAGACUCGUAGAGGAUGUUGCACUUCUACAAACAUUAGAAUCUAAUCAAAGAAGAAAGGAUAUAUACCAAGCACUUAACACAAAUAUGGCUGAAAUUUUUAGCUUUUUUUUAAGAUUAAUGGAACAACAUUUUUCAGAAUUUCAAAAAACGAAUAGUUUAGGUUGUACUUCUGAAGCUGCAGCACAUAGUAAAGUUGUACAGGUAGUACUGUCUACGUUGACUGGUUUUGUAGAAUGGAUUUCAAUUACUCAUGUUAUGGCAGAAGAUGGUAGAUUAUUACAAAUAUUAUGUCUCUUAUUGGGAGAUCCAAUAUUUCAAUGCUCGGCAGCUGAAUGUUUAUUACAAAUUGUAAACCGUAAAGGGAAAGCCGAAGACAGAAAACAAUUAAUGAUUUUAUUCUCUGAAGAUGCUUUGAGAUAUAUUUAUACAGCAGCAACUGCAGCAUCACCUGUCACUGAAACAAAUGAAUUUCAUGAAAACCAUUUUUUAUUCUUGAAAAAGCUGACACAAGUGCUAACUGGAAUGGCAACUCAACUUUGUACACUUUGGGGUAAAGAUGAUAGUUCCAGCAUUCGGCCAACACAUUUUAACAUAUUUUUAGAUACUGUGUUGACAUUUACCAUGUAUUCAAGUUUGACAUUAACGCAUAUGGCAAAUGUAAUUUGGAUAAUGCUGUUUAAACAUGAACAGAUAAAACAAGAUCAGUUAUUGUUAACUUACAUACCAAAAUAUAUAGAAAAUACAGCUCCAAAACUAAUAAAAGUAGCAUAUCCACAAGGUAGACAAGCUAAUGGAAUGAGCGCAUAUUGUCUUGAGGAUUAUGAUUCAGUGGAAGAGUUCAAUGUCUUUCUUCAUCGAUUCAGAACUGAUUUAUUGGAAGGAUUUCGACAAGCCACGAUGGUAGCGCCUCUGGUAACAUUUACGUACGUACAACAGUGGUUAACAGCCAAAAUAACAAAGGGAAUGGCGGAUCUUCGAUGUCAAAGUGACCAAAAUGAUCCACAAUACCUUGAAUGGGAAGCUCUUGCACAAGCCUUGGAUUCUGUUGUAUCCAGAAUUCUUUUAAUCAACGAACGACCAAGUGUACAAACUGGUCUUCAAUUGUUGGAAUUAUGCCUUGGUUAUUCUCCACAAGAUCCUUGGUUACUAUCUGCAUUACUUUCCUGCAUCAGUGCUCUCUUCGUGUUCUUAUCUAUGUCAACUGGUUCAAUGGCUAUGCCAGGAGUUGCUAUCCUACCCAGAGUCCUAGAGAAGAUCUUUGCUGCUCUGAUAUUUGAAGCACCUGGUGAAACAAAAGGUACUCGAUCUAGAGCAGCAAAGAAUGUAAGACGACAUGCGGCGAGUCUCAUGGUUAAAAUUAGUCUGAAAUAUCCAUUAUUACUCCUCCCAGUUUUUGAACAAAUACAUACGAUGGUUCGGGGUUUAGCAAGAGUACCUAGUCCUUUAUCUAAGAUUGAAACUAUCUUGCUUUAUGAAGCAUUGUUGUUGAUAUCGAAUCAUUUCUGUGAUUACGAAAGACAGACUAGAUUCGUUGCAGAAGUAAUUGGUGAUGCAUCAGCGAAGUUUAUCGCGCUCGGAUCUGAACCGUUUAAAGGACCACUUGAAUUAAUGAGAUUCAUAGGUUUAGACAGACCACCGAUUGAGAAUAUUGCGGAAGACCCGGCAGGACAGAAUCGAAGCGAUUUAAUGAUAUGUAUUUGUACAAUACUGUGUGUUGUAAAAAGGUGCUCCAUCCCCGAUGAUCCAGAUCGCGCUGCAAGAGGCAGUUUUGUAGCCGCGCUCAGCGAAAGUGGGAAUCCGGUAUAUAGAAAUCCUGCUACACCACAUGUAAUUCCUGUACUGCCAACACUUUUUGCAUUGCUCAGAACAAUGAAUGCUCUAUUCAUACCUACUGCUUUAGCAGCUUUAUCAGAGGGAUAUAAAAAUGCUCAUGAAUUAUUAGAAGCAGAAAAAGCAAACCUGUUAGGUUUAAAUGUAACAAAUGAUAACGAACGAGCUUCUGAACCUGAUCAGUCUUCAUUUACGGCUUCAGUUCGAAUGCAAUCGUUUCUUACUACUAUUCACGAUUCGUGCUAUCAUAUGUUAGGAAGUGGAUGUCACAUGAUUGGAAGAGAUUUCUAUCAAUUACCUGGUUUAGCACCAGCUCUCAUCAAUUCAGUUUUUUCUAAUAUGGAGAUGAUUCCAGAUUAUAGAUUGCGACCAAUUAUACGCGUCUUCAUGAAACCGUUCGUAUAUUCCUGUCCACCUGCAUUUUACGAAAGCGUUCUUGUACCCGUAUUGGCUCAUGUUUCUACGCAUAUGUGCCAAAGGUUAAGCGCAAAAUGGCAGUACAUCGCACACCUCUACGAAUCUGGUGGUUUGGACGAAGAAAAUACAGAUACACAAGAAGUUAUUACUGAUAUGCUAAAUCGAAAUUUGACGAGAGAUUUUGUAGACGUGUUGAAAGUAGCUCUUGUUGGUGGUGCUGCGUGUGAUGCAACACCUCCUGACACAAUGGAACAAGAUAGCAGUGGCAUGGCUAUAGAUCCUCCUUUGUCACGUGGAAAUGGUAUAGUUGCCGAAGUUGUUAGUGAAUUGGGAGCUGUUGUUCUUCGUCAUCCAUCUACGUGCCACAGUGUUGUCCUAUGCGUUUUAGGGGCUUUAGCUUGGAACGAUUCAAAUGCUAGUCUAAAGGCUACAAUGUUAACUGCACCAGUUGUACGAGCAUUGGCAGGUGAUGGCAGUUUAACGCCUGCUAUGGCUGCUCAUAUUAUGGUAGCUAUUCUUCAAGGUUUACAACUUCACGGACAACACGAAGCAAAUCAAGGUUCUCUUAUUACUUUGGGUGCACAAGUCUACGAAUGUUUACGACCUAAAUUCCCCACUAUUAUCGAAGUAAUGCAGCAAAUUCCGGGUGUUAAUCCUACGGAUUUGCAACGUUUCGACGAAAAGAUGGCUGUAGUUAGUACUAAAGGAAAUAAAGUUGAGAAAGGAAAGAAAGAUCUUUUCAAGAAAAUUACAAAUCAGCUUAUUGGUCGAAGUGUUGGUCAAUUGUUUCGUAAGGAAGUUAAGAUAGACAAUUUACCACGUAUAGAAAUUUUUGGAAAGCAACAAGCGGUACGCGUAGAUGAGGUAUCUGAGAAUUCGACUGAUAGCGGGUUUGCGGCUCUAUUUGCAGGAACUACGUAGCAGAAACUCCAUUUAGAUGGCCAUACUGCAUGCAUAUGGUCUGAAUUAAUAAGUAGUAAUAAACUAUCGUGAAAACGAUUUCCUACAAAAAAAAGAUUGAACUAUAUACAUGAAGGAAUCCUAUAACUAAAAUAAGGGGACUUCAUAGAAUAAGUUCGUUUUAACUAGAUAUUUGCUUUUAAAUUAUUCAUAAAGUUGGACGCGCGCAACACAGUCUUGCGAUGGAAGUGUUACACUUAACAACUUUACUUAUGUACUGAAUAAUGAAUAAAAUGAAAAGAAAAUACGCUUACGUGCGCGUUCAAUGUCGAUUGUGAAUAGUUUGUAAAAAGAAGAGAAAAAAGAAAGUAAAAAAGACAGCAAUCGAUUUUAUUUACGAAGUCUUCUUAUUUUUAACUCGGGACUACAAUAUACACAGAAAACUUUGUGUUUCUCGAAUAUCUAGGGUGUGCGCGCGUGCGUGCAUGUGUGUAUGUAUGUAUUGUAUGCGUGAUGCGUGUCCAUACGCACGUGUAAUAUAAGAAGAUAUUUGUUGUUAAAGAAGAACAUUCAGCACUUAUGAUAAGACAAAUUGCAAACAAAUCUAAAUAGAUUAUCGAAUAAUUGUAUAUUAAGUCUUACGCAUUUAUUACUAUUUCUUUGGAUUUACAAAUUUUUUGUAAUAAUGUAAAACAGGAUGGUUUUCCACAAUCACGCAAUGUAAUACAGUUUUGUAAACAAUAUUUUGCUAAUGUAUAAUACAAAGGUUGUUGAUUUAUAUAAAACAAUUUUACGAUUUGGUACAAAAAUUUGUAUUCGAAUUGAUUAUAAUUGUUUUUAAUCAGGAGCAAAAUGUGUAUGUUUCUCAGCACAUUUUAAAAGUGCUGUUUCAUAUGGAUUUAGUUGUAAAAAUUUUAUUUGGGCAUUUUAAAAGCAUACAUAAAGUAAGCUUCAUUUGAGAUGAUAUUUAAUAACAGAAUGAUCUUUUGUUCGGCUCAUGUUACCAGCGUUAAAUGCGACUUUUAUUUAUCCUUUGAAAUUGAAAAUAAUGCAGCAUUUCAGAUACUUAUAUGUAAAUUGAAUGUAAUAUUUCCAGAUUUCGUUGUUACUUUUUAAUUAUUUUAGUUAAUUUUAUUUUAUUAUUGUGAAUAAUGCAGCAUUGUAGCUAUCACAUAAAAAUGGAUUAGUACCUUA
Molecule: messenger RNA, 5038 nt
Organism: Bombus pascuorum
Lineage: Eukaryota; Metazoa; Arthropoda; Insecta; Hymenoptera; Apidae
Gene: Ranbp21
Product: exportin-5
Exons: 9
Coding region: 212-3865 (1217 amino acids)
Biological process (GO): RNA export from nucleus; protein export from nucleus
Cellular component (GO): nucleus; cytoplasm; RNA nuclear export complex
Molecular function (GO): small GTPase binding; nuclear export signal receptor activity; RNA binding
Source: RefSeq, a predicted model, not a curated record